Molecule: messenger RNA, 327 nt
Organism: Adineta steineri
Lineage: Eukaryota; Metazoa; Rotifera; Eurotatoria; Adinetida; Adinetidae
Source: the annotation of a GenBank genome assembly
AUGGUACACACAAUUUCAACACUUGACGAACUUAAGGGAAAAUUUAGCGAAAGUAAAGAUAAAUUAGUCGUAUUGGACUUCUUCGCAACAUGGUGUGGACCUUGUCUUCGUAUAGCACCAGUCAUUGAAGGUUGGAGCGGUGAAGAUGAUUUCAAAGAUAAUGUAGUUUUUCUUAAAUGUGAUGUUGAUGAAGCUGAAGAUGUUGCAAAAGAAUAUGAAAUUGAAGCUAUGCCAACAUUUGUUUUGUUUAAAGGUGGCAAAGAAGUCGAUCGAGUUGUUGGUGCUAGUAGUGAUAGUUUAAAAGCUGCUAUUACUAAAAACAAAUAA